Messenger RNA from Labrus bergylta (ballan wrasse), 2833 nucleotides. NCBI's taxonomy places the organism in Eukaryota, Metazoa, Chordata, Actinopteri, Labriformes, Labridae. The record is from RefSeq and is a predicted model, not a curated record.
CUGCAUGCAGUUCAUCAACAUCGUGGUCCACUCAGUGGAAAACAUGAACUUCAGAGUUCACCUGCAGUACGAGUUCACUCAUCACGGGCUCGACGAAUACCUGGAGAAGUUGAAGUUCACAGAGAGCGACAGGUUGCUGGUUCAGAUUCAGGCGUACCUGGACAAUGUGUUCGACGUUGGCGCUCUGCUGGAGGACGCCGAGACCAAGAACGCUCUGCUGGAGCACAUGGAGGAGCUGCAGGAGCACAACACUCAGUUGAGCUGCAGACUUCAGGAGACGGAGAAGGAGGCGAUGGAGAAAACCUCGGACCUGGAGAAGAAGCUCAUCCAGACGACUAAAGAGGUGGAGCUGCUGAAGGAGAGUCUCCGGGAGUCGUGCUCUCAGGUGAGUCUCCUGCAGCAGCGGGAGCGAGAGAGGGAGCUUGAGCGAGAGAGGGACAAAGAGAGGGAGAGAGACCAGGACAGAUCGGUUCAGGCCCUGAAGGAGCUGGAGGUCAGAGUUCAGGAUCUGGUGGAGCAAGGGCUGGUCCGCAUGGAGCGCUCCUCCUCGGGACGCCUGGAGGUUCAGGUGGUCCCCGUUAUCCAGCACGAGUCACAGAAGGCUGAAGAUCAUUCAGAUAAAAACCACGAGGUCGUGACCUCCUCCUCCUCAGACACUCAGCCCGACCUCACUGAUGUUCCUCUGCAGUCGACGAUAGUACAAGCUCCGCCUCCUCCUCCACCACCACCUCCUCCUCCUCCUCCACCUCCAGCCUCAACUCCAGCUCCUCCCCCUCCUCCUCCUCAAGCAGUCGCUCCGCCUCCUCUGCUGCUUGUGUCUGAUGGGAGCUCAGGUUGUAAAAAAAAGAAGCCCAUUCAAACCAAGUACCGGAUGCCGCUCCUGAACUGGCAGGCGCUCAAAUCCAACCAGGUGGCAGGAACCAUCUUCAACGAGCUCGACGACGAACACGUCUUAGAGGAGCUGAACAUGGCGGCCUUUGAGGAGCAGUUUAAGACCAAAGCUCAGUCCUCUCCUGUAGAACUGGGCACCCUUAAGAUGAAACGGGCCCAUAAGACCCCCAGCAGGGUGUCUCUGAUGGAGGCCAACCGGGCCAAAAACCUGGCUAUCACUCUGCGUAAGGAGGGGAUGGCUGCGUCCGACAUCUGCUGUGCGAUAGAGACCUACAACCAGAGAGCUCUGAGUCUGGACUUCCUGGAGCUGCUGGAGAGAUUCAUCCCCACGGAGUACGAGACGAAGCUCAUCCACAACUACGAGUGCGAGGGCAGGCCCCUGGACGAGCUCAGCGAGGAGGACCGCUUCAUGGUGCGCUUCAGCAAGAUCCCGCGCCUCUCCCAGCGAAUCAGCAUGCUCACCUUCAUGGGCAACUUCCCCGAGAGCGUAAAGACAAUACAGCCUCAACUGAACGCUCUUAUCGCUGCUUCCAUGUCGAUCAAAUCCUCCAGCAAGCUGAAGAAAAUCCUCGAGAUCAUUUUAGCGUUCGGGAACUACAUGAACAGCAGCAAACGAGGAGCGGCGUACGGUUUCCGCCUGCAGAGUUUAGAUCUGCUCUUAGACACUAAAUCCACAGACCGCAGACAGACGCUGCUUCACUUCAUCGUCUGCAAAAUUCAGGAGAAAUACCCCGAGCUCCAGACCUUCUACAGCGAGCUGCACUUCCUGGACAAGGCGGCGCUGGUUUCUCUGGACAGCAUCCUGCAGGACGUGCGCUCUCUGGAGAGAGGUCUGGAGCUGACCAGCAGAGAGUUGUCGGUGGAAAAAGAUAAUCCAGUCCUGCAGACGUUCCUGAGCAGCAACACAGAGCUGCUCAGCUCUCUCAUCGCCGACGGGAAAACAGCCCAGGACGCGUACGACUCAGCCGUGGAGUACUUUGGGGAGGACUCUAAAACCACUCCGCCCUCCGUCUUCUUCCCGUUUUUCAUCCGCUUCAUUAAAGCGUACAAGCAAGCUGAGCAGGAGAACGAGCUGAGGAAGAAACAGAAAGGCGUUCAGACUGAAGCUCCGCCGACGCCGCCCAAACCUGAAGACACCAGAAACAAGGUGUGUGUGACUUCCAAACCGCCUCACAUGGAUCUGAUCGCCGAGCUGAAGAAGAGACAGGUGACCCCUCUGGUGAGGGAGGGGAAGGACGGGGCGAUCGAGGACAUCAUCACAGAUUUAAGGAAUCAGCCGUACAGACGGACGGACGGCAGCCGGCGCAGCACCAAGUGGAAACCAGGACAGCAGCUCCACGUGUCCUCAGACAUCUCCCUGUGAACAAAAAAAACGAACACAACAACAACUACACACAAAGCACAAAGCGCCGCCAUAAACUCACCACAGCAACCGGCUCGUCGUCUCCUGCAUGCUGAAGCCUGCAGACGUGAGCCUGCACGAGAUCACACAGAGACGCUCCUUCCUGAUGAAUUAGAAACUGAUGAUUGUAGAGAGGAUCUGUGAUUUAGACAAUCAGAUAUAAGAGAGGAUAUUAUCUGCUCUCAGAGAUAACCACGCCGGCUGUCAUACGAGCUCGUUAAGACGAUUAAAUGUUCGGCAGAGACGCCGCCGCUCGCCUCAGAGUGACUCUUCAAAGACGUCAAACUUUGAUGGACGGAGCGCCGCUCAUAAAUCAUUUUGAUCGUUUUCUUUAAAAAAAAGCUCCACACAUGAUUUUUUAAUUGGUUUUAUUUGAAGUAGAUUAUUAAUCGAGCUGUCCGUCGUCCCGUCCUCGAGGAAACCUCAAAUUCAGGCUGAAGAUUUGUAAUAUAUUUAAAUUAUUUUUACUACUGAGGCGUAAUGAUGGAGAACUUCGACUGUGCUUCUGCAUUUCAACUAAUAAACCAUUUUAUACCGUCA